Messenger RNA from Anguilla rostrata (American eel), 5433 nucleotides. RefSeq names its product PWP2 small subunit processome component (gene pwp2h). The record is from RefSeq and is a predicted model, not a curated record. The transcript is spliced from 21 exons. Gene Ontology annotation, molecular function: protein binding. Lineage: Eukaryota; Metazoa; Chordata; Actinopteri; Anguilliformes; Anguillidae. Gene Ontology annotation, cellular component: Pwp2p-containing subcomplex of 90S preribosome; small-subunit processome. The coding region runs from base 146 to 2932 and encodes 928 amino acids. Gene Ontology annotation, biological process: maturation of SSU-rRNA from tricistronic rRNA transcript (SSU-rRNA, 5.8S rRNA, LSU-rRNA); ribosomal small subunit assembly.
ACACUGAAAGCAAAAAAAACAUUCUCACGUUGCUCGCGAGCAUGUGCGAGUGUAGUAAUGUGUGUUGUAAACCGGUGAAUAGAUUCAUGUUGUUGGGAUUUUCGUUAUGAUUUAGGUCUCCAGAGUUCCCGGACUGGUGUCAACAAUGAAGUUCGCAUACAGGUUUUCAAAUUUGUUGGGUGCGGUGUAUCGUCGUGGAAAUUUGAGUUUCUCCAAGGAUGGCGACUCUGUGAUCAGCCCCGUGGGGAACCGCAUAUCUGUCUUCGACUUGAAAAAUAAUAAAUCCGAAACAUUGCCCAUCUCCACCACAAAAAACAUCACCUGCGUGGGCCUCUCUCCUGAUGGCAAUUUGGCGAUUCUGGUUGAUGAAGAUGGUGCAGCAGUGCUGGUCAGCCUAGUGACACGGGCAGUGCUCCAUCACUUCCAUUUCCAUAAGCCUGUCAGCAGUGUGCGCUUCUCUCCUGAUGGCAGGAAGUUUAUUGUGACCAAAGAGAAUGUGGCUCUGAUGUACCACGCCCCAGGGAAAAAGAGGGAGUUCAAUGCCUUUGCUUUGGACAAGAGCUACUAUGGGCCCUACGAUGAGACCACCUGCAUCGACUGGACCGAUGACUCCAAGUGCUUCGUGGUGGGCAGCAAAGACAUGACCACCUGGGUAUUUGGAGCAGAGAGGUGGGCUAACCUGGUGUACUACAGCUUGGGCGGACACAAGGAUGUGAUCGUGGGCUGCUUCUUCGAGCAGGACAGUCUGGAUCUCUACACAGUGAGCCAGGACGGGGCCCUGUGCGUAUGGGAGUGCGACACUGAACCCGAUGGCCUGCUGACUCGGGGCCCCAAGGGUCCAAGCGGGCCCCAGGAGAAAGAGAAGGAGACGGAGGAGAGAGAAGACGGGGAGGAGAGAGAAGAAGGCGAGGAGGGAGAGCCCCGGGGGGAGGUCAUCCGGGGAAAGGCGGAUGGGAACAAGCAGAAGGAGGGCACCAAGAUGGUCCGAUACAAGCGCCGGGGCAAGCACUUCUUCAACAAGGAGGGUGACUUCAACAACCUGACGGCUGCGGCGUUCCACAAGAAGAGCCACCUCCUGGUGACGGGCUUUGCUUCCGGAAUAUUCCACCUGCAUGAGCUCCCCGAGUUCAACCUCAUCCAUUCACUCAGCAUUUCUGACCAGCAAAUCAACUCCAUAUGUAUCAACAGCCCAGGGGACUGGAUCGGAUUUGGCUGCUCAGGUCUGGGCCAGCUGCUUGUGUGGGAGUGGCAGAGUGAGUCCUAUGUAUUCAAGCAGCAAGGACACUUCAACAACAUGGCCGCCCUGUCGUACUCUCCCGAUGGACAGUACAUUGCCACCGGAGGGGAUGAUGGGAAGGUGAAGGUGUGGAACACCAACAGCGGCCUGUGCUUCGUCACCUUCACGGAGCACACCAGCAGCGUCACCGCCGUCACCUUCACCUCCCGCGGCUUCGUCAUCGUCAGCGCCUCCCUGGACGGCACCGUCAGAGCCUUCGACCUGCACCGGUACCGGAACUUCCGCACCUUCACCUCGCCCCGCCCGUCGCAGUUCUCCUGCCUGGCGGUGGACAGCAGCGGGGAGCUGGUGUGCGCCGGGGCACAGGACUCCUUCCAGGUCUUCCUGUGGUCCCUGCAGACCGGCCGCCUGCUGGAGGUGCUGGCGGGUCACGAGGGCCCGGUGAGCUGCCUGAGCUUCAGCCCGGUGCGGUCAGUUUUGGCCAGCACGUCCUGGGACCGGACCGUCAGGCUGUGGGACAUGCUGGACAGCUGGCAGACCAAGGAGAUCCUGCAGCUGACGUCCGACGGCCUGGCGGUGACGUAUCGGCCAGACGGUGAGGAGCUGGCCGUGGCCACACUGGACGGGGAGAUCUCCUUCUGGAACCCCCAGACAGCCACUCAGACCGGCUCCAUCGUCGGGCGCCACGACUUGCAGACGGGCCGCAAGGAGACGGACAAGAUCACAGCCAAGCAGGCGUCCAAGGGCAAGUCCUUCACCUCGCUGUGCUACUCCGCGGACGGGCAGUGCAUCCUGGCGGGCGGCCAGUCCAAGUUCGUCUGCAUCUACAACAUCGCCGAGCAGAUCCUCAUGAAGAAGUUUGAGAUCUCCUGCAACCUGUCGCUGGACGCUAUGGAGGAGUACCUGGACCGGAGGAAGAUGACCGAGUUCGGGAGCCUGGCCCUGCUGGAUGAGGGGGUGGGGGACGGGGACACUGUGGCUCUCAGUCUGCCUGGAGUCAGGAGAGGAGACAUGAGCUCGCGUCAUUUUAAGCCUGAGAUUCGGGUCACCUCCCUCUCUUUCUCCCCCACUGGGCGCAGUUGGGCGGCCAGCUCCACGGAGGGCCUGCUGGUGUACUCCCUGGACGGGACGCUGGUGUUUGACCCCUUCGACCUGGACCUGGACGUGACGCCCGCCAGCGUGCGCCGCCAGCUGAGGCGGGCGGAGUGGGCGGCGGCCAUCGUGCUGGCCUUCCGCCUCAACGAAGCCGCCCUCACCAGGGAGGUGCUGGAGGCCGUCCCGCACGAGCAGAUCUCGGUGGUGUGCGGCUCUCUACCUGAUAUUUACGUUGAGAAGCUGCUACAUUUUGUGGGGUCAGCUUUGGAAAGUUCCGGGCAUCUGCAGUUCUACCUCACUUGGGCCCAACGACUCCUGACUCUGCACGGACAGAAACUGAAGAACAGGUCAGGAGCAAUACUGCCUAUCAUUCAGUCACUGCAGAAGAGCAUUCAGAGACACUUUGAGGAUCUGUCUAAACUCUGUGACUGGAAUAUCUACAACAUCCAAUACGCCAGGGCCCUAUCCAACCAAAAGGGGAUCAAGAGGCCGGCUGCCGACUCCCUCAGUGAAGAGGAGGAGGAGGAGGAGGCAGAGGAAGAGGAAGAGGAAGAGGAUUUGGAAAUGGCGUCCAUGGAGGAGGCCGACACACUCAUUUGAGCAGAACUCAGAGCUCUUCUGGCCUAUUGCAUUCUGGGACUGAGAAAUCUCUAAUGGUUUACCCUUGAACAAACUGUAAGGACAGGAACAUGACGGUGGCCUCCGAGAUCUACAGCCUUCAGCUUCCUCUUCCCCGGAUUGAAACGGACCCAUUAAGUCAGACGUUGCACCCAAGUUUCUAAAUCAAAAUAUAUUUACUUGCUUUUUCUAGUUUAAAAAAAAGGAGGAAAAAAGCCUUGGAAUUGCAUUUUAGUAGAUGUUCCCCAGUCAGCAAGAGUUGAGAGGCUCAGUGAACACAGAUUCUUUGAUCUGAUAAUUGUCAUAAUUAAAAGUUAAAUUAAUCACCGAAGAGCGGCUGAUUCCUGAACACUUGAUUCUGUUUAAUAUGAUAAUGUGAGAGUACACGGUGUGUUUCACAUUAAAUAAUUGAGUGAUAUUCCAAGAGUGGAUUUGAGAGCUGAAGAGUGAGAGGUGAAUUUCAUUCCCUUGAAAUAUUUUAAGGGCUUAAGUCAAUGUCUUCAAUGUAGCCACAAAAAAGGAAUCUAAUUAUAACAACACAUUUCCAUCGUUGACUUUUAAAAUCUGUAGAACAAGCUUGUUCUCAGCAUUACCAUGUGUGAUACAUGCUUGCUAGCACAUAUUCAGACAAACUAGUUGAAAGAUUUAGGACAGAGCUAAAUAAAUACUUCAUGGGUACACAGUACAAGACUUGUGGAGUCUUCAAGGAGUUCCUGUUUUGUUUGUUCUAAACUGAGCACGCACAAUAAACGGCAACAGCAACUCCAAUAAACAAGUAUUUUUUGCAGACACGGUUUCGUUUGUUUUUACCCUUUCCUCUGCUUUUGUAUUACACAAGUAGCACUAUUCUAGAUUUUCACGAGAAUCCCUUUUGGCUAUUGUGCGUUCUAUGAAGUCGGCAUCAUUUAAUGUUAACAGUGUUAUAUCGGUAAAACGGAACAAAACGCAUUUAACUUUAUUAACAGGCUUUAUUGACAGCAGAAAGUUGUAAUGUUUUAUAUAAAGUAUACCAAACAUAUAAAUAUAUAGGUAUACACAUUAGGGGUGGGAAUCACAGAGUAACUCAAUACAAUGUUAUCACGAUACUGCUGUUUCUGUGAUUUGUGAUAUAUUGCAGGAUAAUCAUCUACAAUACCUCGUGUGUAACUGAAGAAGAUAUUUACAUGAUUUUAACACUUUGAUGCCUUGUCAGUUUCACAGAAUUUUAAACAACAGUGAGAUGAAUCCGUGUAAAACAAAGUGCAUAGAGUCUUAGCGUUUCAAUACAUGCACUGGCUCCAACAUGUACACCUGUGCCGUCAAUCAAAUUCAAAACAGCCAUAAACUGGCAAAAGGCUAAACAAUCUGUAAAAUAUCUAAAGGAAAGAUACAAAAAUGUCUCUUGGUAACUCAAAUAGUUUAAAUCUGUGCAAAUUAAGUUUGACAGAAAACUCAAAAUAGCAAAUUACUUAAAAGAAAAAGCUUUCAUCGACCAUGAUACUGUAUGGCCUUGUUUCAGUUCACAUAUAAACUUGAAAAGAUUCUCUGAACAUUCAGGCUCUAGUGCCAAAUGAAUAUUUGCUGCUGUUUUAGUUGAUGAGCAAGCAUAGUGUCAUGCAAUUUCUGAGUCAGGAAGCAUUUAUUGGAGUAGCAUUCCAGCUUUCCUACAGGAGUGAAAAAAGACUGCCAAAAGAGAAACCAAUCAGAGUGUAUGAUGUCAUAUACUUUAUUUGGUAGGGACAAUGCAACAUAGUACCACUUCAACUCGUUACAAACAAGUUGAUGUAACCGAUGUACUGCAUACAGAGAUUAUAGCUAUUGCUAGUUUCCAACUCCUGUCCCUAGUUGACGAGAGAUGCAUUUCUUUAUUUUUAUUAAAUUUUUUUUUUUUUUUUUUACUUGACUCACUUGAGAUGUUUUUUCUAACCAUGGGAUAUGGGAUUGAUAGGGCAGAGACCGGGGACAUUACUGGUGUCACAGGGAGCUGAUGAUGCUGUAUAGCCAGGUGGGACGCCAGACUCGGCUUCACCCAAUCAGAGCAACUAUCCUCCCCUGAUCAUUCAUUAAGUAUUCAUGGGCCAAGAGAGGAGGGGGUGUGUCCCUCCCCCUUUUUCAACUACAUAAAAUGUGGGCGUAUCUGUGCUGGGUUGGUCAACGUCCAGGGCUGAUAUCUGCUGCGGGUGUCUGGGGAAUCUGAACCUUGCAUGUGGAGCGGGUGUUUAGAGUGCGCAGGGCAUUACAUCCUCAGCCAUACAGCUCAUCUGCCAUUUUCACAUUUUCAUCCCUGGCUUUUGAGAAUAUUCUACUGUGUUUUGGGUUUUGAACUUUGGUCUUGGUUUUUUCCUUAUCUUCAAAGAAACAAGCUGUGGUUCAAUAUUGUCUUUCUUUGAUUCAUUUCUUUUGGGACUAGAACCUGUUCAUGUCUGCAACAUUCAUGGUUUGUUAAGGUAGUUGAACCUUUGUCUUUAGAUGCUGAAUAUGUGUAAUAAAUAUCUUCAUUUUAA